GAAAUGGAAGGAUGCUAUCCUCCCCAAGAUGGUGCUACUGUGGAGGGCUUGUGGUUUGGUCCACUGCUUAACGUUGUGUUCUUUAGCAGUAUAUUCCAUGAAUGUCUCUGAGAAAUGCACGCAGGACACCAAGACUUUUCUCUCAGAGCUAAACAAGGACCUGCCCAGUGAAUAUGCUGCUUUAAUGUAUGAUGCCUUUGGGAAGAUGGGUAGUGAUGUGGUGGGGGGCAACGUGAACAGGCCUGGGUCUCUCCAGGAGUGUCUGUCUGUCCAGGGACCCUCCUUUACUGGACAGUACUGCCAGGUCUUCCUCAAACAAGACCCAAUCCAAUACUUUGUUGGAAUAUGUGUUCCUGAUUCCUGUGUGGAAGAAGAGGUUCAGACACUAGUUGUUUACGAGACCUUCCAGCAGGCCAGGACCUCCCUGAUCCCUCCAGUACCGUCCACCUUACUGGCCCAGUCCACUCAGGGCCUGUUCAUGACCCAGUGUCUGUCUCAUACUGGUGCUCCAGACCUGUCUGCUAUCACCUGCCUGUUUGUGUGUUGUGCGUUGGUGGCCGUCCCCUUGACUGCAACCCUGUUCGUGGCCAUAGUGAGAUGGCAGAGAAACAGAGAGGUCGGCCCUGGAGUGGAGUCUUCUUCUCUGAAAACCAGGGACCCAAACCUCUACGGGACGCUGAUGUCUAACGGCACGUCCAGUGUUAGAGCCAGUAACAACAGCUGCUCUGGACAACUGGACAGUCAGAUGGAGCACUACACAGAGGAGGAAGUAGAGGAGGAGGAAGUGAAGGAGGGGGGCAGUAAGAAGAGUUGUAUGUACUCGUGGCUCCAGGCCUUCUCCUUCCAGGCCUGCAGCCAGGAGGUCCUCUCUACAGCUAGCCCAGGUGGAGGCUACUCCUCCCUGAAUGGAAUCCGCAUCUUUAGCCUUCUAUGGAUAAUCUGUGGACACACUGUCCAGCUCAGCGCCUGGAACAACCUAGAUAAUGAAAAGAGAUGGAAAGGGACAGUGGAGAAAAACCCUCUGCAUGUGUUUGGCUUCAGUGGACCUGUUUAUCUGGCUGUGGAUACCUUUCUGCUCCUAGGAGGUCUUUUGAGUGCAAGAUCCCUGCUGGGGUCCAUUCAGAGAGCGGAGGACAAACUGAGUCCAGGUCUGAUCGCCAACUUCCUCUUCAAGAGGUUUAAAAGAGUCCAGCCACUGCACCUCUUCAUCGUGUGUCUCGCUAUCGGCCUCUUCUCCGUGGUCCAGAGAGGUGCAUUCUGGUUCAUCGCCGAGGAUGAGAUCAUCAACUGUAAAAAGUACUGGUGGUCCAACCUGCUACUGGUCAACAACCUCUUCACCAUCACUGACAUAUGUGCUCCAUGGACCUGGUAUCUGUCCCUGGAUUUCCAGUUCUAUGCAACAACCCCCCUGCUCAUCUACCUCUAUAGGCUGAACAAAGGAGUUCUGGUUGGUGUGGCUUCAGCUCUGCUGUUUCUGUCCAGUCUGACUAGCGCUGUUCUCACUGCCCUACUGCACCUCCCAGUUCACCAGCCUACCACACUAAAAUAUGAAAACUACUUCCAGUAUUACUACAAUAAACCCUACACCAGAUACGGGCCCUACCUGAUCGGGAUCCUGGCAGGGAUAAGCAUGACAACUAAGAAAGGCCACCUUUUAAAACAUCAGUGGCAGGCUGCAGUAGGUUGGUUCUGCUGCCUGUCAGUCAUGGCGAUAUUGGUAGGAUUGGCCUAUGUCCUCCGGGAUGUCCCACCCCAGCCGUCCGCGCCUCACGCCCUCUACCAGGGGAUCCAUCGCUCCCUCUGGGCCCUGGCCGUGGCCUGGAUCAUACUGGCCUGUGAGGAGGGAUAUGGAGGGUUUGUUGAUAACCUCCUGUCACUAAGUCUGUGGGUUCCUCUGUCCAACAUCAGCUUUGCCUGCUACCUGAUCCAUCCUGUUCUUAUUAUACUAUACAACGGCAAACAGGAGACUCCUAUACACUACACAGACAUGAACUUUUUCUAUCUGUUCCUGGGUCACAUGAUUCUGACGGUGGUGAUUGGCUAUGUGCUGACCGUGUUGGUGGAGAAGCCUUACCUCUUCCUCAGGGGCAGUAAGACUUAAGGACACAACCCCCUCGACCCUCCUCCUCUGGGACAUGACCCCUAGACCCUCCUCUGUACGCCAUGACCGCUAGACCCUCCUCCUCUACGACAUGACCUCUAGACCCUCCUCCUCUACGACAUGACCUCUAGACCCUCCUCCCUACGACAUGACCCCUCCUCCCACGACAUAACCACUAGACCCUCCUCUGUACGACAUGACCCUUAGACCCUCCUCCUCUACGACAUGACCCUUAGACCCUCCUCCUCUACGACAUGACCCCUAGACCCUCCUCCUCUACGACAUGACCCCUAGACCCUCCUCCUCUACGACAUGACCUCUAGACCCUCCUCCUCUACGACAUGACCUCUAGACCCUCCUCCUCUACGACAUGACCUCUAGACCCUCCUCCUCUACGACAUGACCCCUAGACCCUCCUCCUCUACGACAUGACCUCUAGACCCUCCUCCUCUACAACAUGACCCCUAGACCCUCCUCCUCUACGACAUGACCUCUAGACCCUCCUCCUCUACGACAUGACCCUUAGACCCUCCUCCUCUACGACAUGACACCUAGACCCGCCUCCUCUACGACAUGACCUCUAGACCCUCCUCCUCUACGACAUGACCCCUAGACCCUCCUCCUCUAUGACAUGACCUCUAGACCCUCCUCCUCUACGACAUGACCCCUAGACCCUCCUCCCUACGACAUGACCCCUCCUCCCACGACAUAACCACUUGACCCUCCUCCCUACGACAUGACCCCUAGACCCUCCUCCCUACGACAUGACCUCUAGACCAUCCUCCUCUACGACAUGACCCCUCCUCCCUACGACAUGACCCCUAGACCCUCCUCCCUACGACAUGACCCCUCCUCCCUACGACAGGACCCCCUAGACCCUCCUCCUCUACAACACUCCUGUAGAUCUGAAAGGAUUGGCUGUGAGCAGUAUGGCCAUAAAUGAAAGGAAUGAUGUAUGGGCUGAUUUAUAUUCAUUGUAAGAUGGAAGAUGUGCGGUGUAAAUGAUUGUAUAAUUUGCCAUGUAUAAAAACUGAAACAUAAAGUCUGAACAGAGUGGUAUGUUAGAAUGUAAAACUUUCUGUGGUUAGAAUGUUUAAUGCUGACUGUAGUAUUGAGGUGCAAUGAUACUUGUGAAGCCAAGCAGUAUAAGAAGAGCUCUUCACUAGAUACAUAAACAGACAAAGGCCAUUUCCUCAAAAGUGAGUUUACAACUUGAUCAACUUUCAAAGCAGAAUUACUUUUCCAUUGUUCCUCAAAUGCUGUGUAUGAUACAUUUUGCUGAAUAAACCAGUCUCUACUUUUA
Molecule: messenger RNA, 3404 nt
Organism: Oncorhynchus keta (chum salmon)
Lineage: Eukaryota; Metazoa; Chordata; Actinopteri; Salmoniformes; Salmonidae
Gene: oacyl
Product: O-acyltransferase like
Exons: 15
Coding region: 29-2101 (690 amino acids)
Molecular function (GO): acyltransferase activity, transferring groups other than amino-acyl groups
Source: RefSeq, a predicted model, not a curated record